AUGCUCCGCCGCGUCGGUCUAGCCAAGCGUGUUUUGACAACCAACAGGCACUAUUCCACCCGGUUUGGCUACGCGCACAGCCGGUGCCUUGUCUUUUCGGACUUUGGUCAACCAGAAAAGGUUUUAAAGUGGGUAGCAAGCCCUCCCCUUUGUAUGAACCCCAUAGAAGGGGUGUACCCUGAAAAGCCAGAAUUCACGUUGGAACUAGGAACCGGUGGCAAGAGUGCAGUUCCAGGGAAUGAAGGUCUUGUCGAGAUUGUAUCAUGCGGGUCCAAGGUUAACCCUUCUAUCCGGCCUGGCCAAUGGGCGAUAAUGUCGGGCCCAAACUUCGGCACUUGGAGAACGUAUGCUCAAGCUAGAGAAGCCAAUUUAAUAAUGAUACCCGACAAAGAGGGAAUAUCUCCUGUACAGGCUGCUACGAUCUCGGUGAAUCCUUCGACGGCAUAUCGUAUGCUCAAUGAUUUCGCAGGACUAGAACCCGGGGACUAUUUUGUUCAAAACGCUGCCAAUAGUGGAGUCGGAAGAUCCGCUAUUCAGAUUGGUAGGCUAUGGGGCCUCAAGAGUAUCAAUAUUGUCAGGGACCGCCCUGGAAUUCAAAAACUAAAGGAGGAGCUUAGGUCCCUGGGCGGCACCGAAGUCAUCACAGAAGCUGAGGCCAAAGAUAGAAGAAGUAUGGCCAAAAUGACGGGAGGGCAACCAGUUAAAUUAGCACUUAAUUGUGUUGGUGGUGAAUCUGCAACAAACCUGGCUCGGAUUCUGGGGCAAAAUGGCCACCUUGUUACAUACGGUGCGAUGUCAAAGCUACCAUUCUCAGUACCCGCCAGUGCAUUGAUUUUUAAGAACAUCCAUUGCCAUGGAUUUUGGAUAUCGGCAUGGUCAAAGGGAAACGAGGCAGUUAAGUCUCAAAUGAUCAUAGACAUCCUUGGCUGGAUUCGUGAUGGGAAAUUUCGAGACAUCCCUUAUGAAAUAACUAAAUGGUCAGAAGCUACUGGGUUGGAAACCUUGAUGGAGCCGGUCAAAAGGGGGAUAUCAGAGUACAGUGGGAGGAAAGGAAUAUUCUUGAUGGAAGACGACUGA
Messenger RNA from Orbilia oligospora ATCC 24927, 1077 nucleotides. RefSeq lists its product as uncharacterized. The record is from RefSeq and is a predicted model, not a curated record. Gene Ontology annotation, molecular function: trans-2-enoyl-CoA reductase (NADPH) activity. NCBI's taxonomy places the organism in Eukaryota, Fungi, Ascomycota, Orbiliomycetes, Orbiliales, Orbiliaceae. Gene Ontology annotation, biological process: fatty acid metabolic process. The transcript is spliced from 3 exons. Gene Ontology annotation, cellular component: mitochondrion. Bases 1 to 1077 code for a protein of 358 amino acids.